This is a messenger RNA of Dentiscutata heterogama, 206 nucleotides long. The record is from the annotation of a GenBank genome assembly. NCBI's taxonomy places the organism in Eukaryota, Fungi, Glomeromycota, Glomeromycetes, Diversisporales, Gigasporaceae.
ACGAUGAUCAUUUAGUAGAAUGGAGGAAAAAAAGAGAAGCUUGUAUCUAUUGUCAUUAUUUAGCACAACAUGGAGACAAAGCAGUUAAUUAUGAUAAUUCUCCACAAAGCAAUUUAUGGUGUUGUAAAUGUAAUGUGCCAUUAUGUUCCUCUAAACAAGACCGAAUUGUUUUAAGGACUUUCAUUCUAAAAAUUAAAAAGCAUAGG